AUGGCCGCCUCUCCAAUUGACCCUUUUUUGGAGGGCAAGACCGGCAGCAAUGCUCGCGGUUUACUGCGGAUUAUUAUUCUAUUGACCAUUGCCGCUGCCGCCGUGUCCAGUCGAUUGUUCAGUGUCAUCAGAUUCGAAAGUAUAAUCCACGAGUUCGACCCGUGGUUUAAUUUCAGAGCGACAAAAUACUUGGUGCAGAAUGGGUUCUACAGCUUCUGGGACUGGUUUGACGACCGAACAUGGCACCCUCUCGGACGUGUCACUGGCGGCACCUUGUAUCCCGGGUUGAUGGUCACCAGCGGUGUCAUCUACCAUGUCCUGCGCUUCCUGACGAUCCCCGUGGACAUUCGGAAUAUCUGUGUUCUGCUGGCCCCAGGAUUCUCUGGUCUGACAUCGUUGGCGAUGUAUCUCCUCACUCGUGAGAUGACACCCUCUCCCUCUGCAGGUCUUCUUGCAGCGGCUUUCAUGGGCAUCACACCCGGUUACAUCUCCAGAUCGGUUGCGGGAUCCUACGAUAACGAAGCAAUUGCCAUCUUCCUGUUGGUGUUCACCUUCUUCCUCUGGAUUAAGGCAGUCAAGAAUGGUUCGAUCAUGUGGGGAGCGUUGACUGCGCUGUUCUACGGAUACAUGGUUUCUGCUUGGGGUGGAUACGUCUUCAUCACCAACCUGAUCCCACUGCACGUCUUCGUGCUCCUCUGCAUGGGAAGAUACAGCUCCAGACUCUACAUCAGCUAUACCACCUGGUAUGCCCUCGGAACAUUGGCUAGCAUGCAAAUCCCAUUCGUAGGUUUCCUGCCUAUUCGAAACAGCGACCACAUGUCCGCUCUCGGUAUCUUUGGCCUGAUUCAGGUGGUCGCCUUUGUCGAGUUCUUGAGAGGGCAGGUCCCCUCCAGACAGUUCCAGACGCUGCUCACCAGCCUUGUCCUGGUAAUCUUCGGUGUUUCCUUCCUGGGGCUCGUCCUUCUCACUCUGUCCGGAGUUAUUGCUCCUUGGAGCGGUCGUUUCUACUCCCUAUGGGACACGGGUUACGCGAAGAUCCACAUUCCUAUUAUUGCUUCCGUCUCAGAGCACCAGCCUACCGCUUGGCCAGCGUUCUUCUUUGACUUGAACUUUCUGAUCUGGCUCUUCCCCGCCGGUGUCUAUCUCUGUUUCCGUAAGCUGGAGGAUGAGCAUGUGUUCGUCGUCAUCUACUCUGUUUUGGCCAGUUACUUCGCAGGUGUUAUGGUCCGAUUGAUGUUGACCCUGACCCCGAUUGUCUGUGUGGCCGCUGCCAUCGCUUUGUCUCAGAUCCUGGACACCUAUGUGCUUGUCUCCAAGCCCAGUCCCGCCGUGGCAGCAGCCGCUGGCAGCUCAACCUCGGACUCUCUCCGCUCCACGCGAGCACCUUGGGUUGGCAUUCAGUCAACCUUCUCCAAGGUGUUUAUGACGUCUUCCAUAGUGACCUACCUGCUCCUUUUCGUCUCUCACUGCACAUGGGUCACUUCCAACGCAUACUCUUCACCUUCGGUUGUUCUCGCUAGUAGAAUGCCAGAUGGUAGCCAGUUCAUCAUUGACGACUACCGUGAGGCGUACUACUGGCUUCGCCAGAACACCCCGAAUAACGCCAAGAUCAUGUCGUGGUGGGACUACGGCUACCAGAUUGGUGGUAUGGCAGACCGACCAACCCUUGUUGAUAACAACACCUGGAACAACACGCAUAUUGCCACUGUUGGAAAGGCUAUGAGCUCUCGUGAGGAGGUCAGCUACCCUAUCCUCAAGCAGCAUGAUGUCGACUACGUUCUCGUCGUCUUUGGUGGUCUCCUCGGCUACUCCGGCGAUGAUAUCAACAAGUUCCUCUGGAUGGUCCGUAUUGCGGAGGGCAUUUGGCCUGAUGAAGUCCGGGAGCGUGAUUACUUCACUGCUCGCGGCGAGUACCGCGUCGAUGACCAGGCGACCCCGGCCAUGCGUAACAGCUUGAUGUACAAGAUGUCGUACUACAACUUCAACUCCCUCUUCCCCGCCGGCCAAGCCCAGGACCGUGUCCGCGGUGUCCGUCUCCCCGCCGAGGGCCCUCAGCUCACCACGGUCGAGGAAGCCUUCACCAGCGAGAACUGGAUCAUCCGAAUCUACAAGGUCAAGGACCUUGACAACUUGGGCCGCGACCACAACAACGCAGUCGCCUUUGACAAGGGCCACAAGAAGAAGAAAGCUACGAAGAGAAAGGGUCCCCGAGCCUUGCGAGUCGAGUAG
Molecule: messenger RNA, 2229 nt
Organism: Paecilomyces variotii
Lineage: Eukaryota; Fungi; Ascomycota; Eurotiomycetes; Eurotiales; Thermoascaceae
Product: putative oligosaccharyl transferase subunit
Exons: 5
Coding region: 1-2229 (742 amino acids)
Biological process (GO): post-translational protein modification
Cellular component (GO): membrane
Molecular function (GO): dolichyl-diphosphooligosaccharide-protein glycotransferase activity
Source: RefSeq, a predicted model, not a curated record